AUGAGCAGCCCUUCAGCUUGCGUCAGCUUCACAUCCAUUAGUGCGUGUCCCGAGAUAUGCAAGCUCUUCUGGGGCAGCGGGAACCCCGACCUCUCUGGUAUAGGGGCACACAUCUCGUACCUCGUCCAGGUCGCCCUGGCCGUAGUCUUUGGCCCUAUCUUCGUCGCCAUCUACGCCUGCCUCCACAAGUUCUCCCCUCCCUCAGCCCUGGGCAGAAACAUGCUCGACCCGCUCGUCAGGCUACACAAAAACUUCUGGGACGCCAACGCGGGCUUCACCAUCCCCGUCGCCAUCGCUGCCAUCGUGCGCAUCCGCGGCGCGCCCUUUUACGAGAUCGCCUUCCUCGAGUCCCUGCUGACAAUGCAAUUCCUCUCCCUGCUCUCCGUAAGCCUUGCCCAGGGUGUCGUCGUCCGCCAGUCCAAGUCCAAACGCAGGCCCUUCGAGCGCGUCGUCGUCACGGCCGUCUGCUGUCUCGCCGAGUUCGCCCUGUACAUGGGCGUCGUCGGCCGCCUGCGCACCACGUCCCGGACCACGUGGGCCGCCGUCCAGGAGCUGGGCACCGCGUGCUCGUCGUACGGCUCUGUCCUUCCCGGGUUUGACUAUUUCCGUGGCCAGCUGCCGACCGAUGCGUUGCCCAACCUUCCGGCGCCGUUCCCUGAGUUCCUCAACACCGACGGGUGGAGGCGGGGGCUGACCAUAUUUGGGCUUUCCCUUGCGGGGCUCGCCGGGUUGGUCGUGCUUGGCGCUAUUCUGUUCUUGUUGUGGAAGUUGAUCAUUGACGAGCGCGAGCCGUUUACAGUGGGGUUGCUGUCGCUUGGGCUGUCUAUUGGGAGUCUGUACUGUGCGGUGCAAAUGUCGCGCAAGCGGGACGCCAUGAAGAGCAUCUCCGGAGACGACUUUGAGGACAAUGAGUGGGGAUUCGGCCAGGUCAUUGCCAUAUUUCUCUGGGUGCCACUGUUGCUACAGGCCCUCGGUGUGCUGAUCAAUUACGCGCCCAAGUCAGUCACGAUGGUAUCCAUGAGCACCCGGACCCAGAAGAGAACGGCAAACCUGCCGUAG
This is a messenger RNA of Canariomyces notabilis, 1059 nucleotides long. RefSeq lists its product as uncharacterized. Bases 1 to 1059 code for a protein of 352 amino acids. NCBI's taxonomy places the organism in Eukaryota, Fungi, Ascomycota, Sordariomycetes, Sordariales, Chaetomiaceae. The transcript is spliced from 4 exons. The record is from RefSeq and is a predicted model, not a curated record.